AGUGUAAAUUACCGCCAAGCUUCGGAUAAAUGGAGAAAGAAGGCAUUUUUGACGCUGAAGCGGACGAUAUCGACCAAGAUGCAAAGAAUUCAAAGUUCGACUUUGUUCCACACGACUCGACCAGAAAGAGCAAAGUGGAUGGCGAUCGUUCAGGUCUAAAGUUGCGCGCUUGCAUUUCCUGCAGACUAAUACUCACUGAAACUCAGUUUUAUGAAAAUGGUUGUGGAAACUGCGGAUUUCUACAAAUGGAUGGAGACAGAAGGAGAACUUUGGAUUGCACUAGCGCCAACUUCAGUGGAUUAAUCGCAAUAAUGGAGCCUCAAAAGUCGUGGUCCGCAAGAUACAAUAAUCUGAGUGAUGUAAUUCCAGGAUGCUAUGCAAUUUCCGUUACAGGAGUUCUCCCAGAGUUUAUCAGGGAUGAAAUUGAUGGUUAAUUUUACCUUUGCAUUUUAAACAUCGCUAUUGUAAGUUGGCAUGAUCCAAUGUCACGCAUUAAUUCAUAAACUUGU
Theileria equi strain WA is the source of this 509-nucleotide messenger RNA. RefSeq names its product transcription initiation protein Spt4 family member protein. The coding region runs from base 30 to 434 and encodes 134 amino acids. NCBI's taxonomy places the organism in Eukaryota, Apicomplexa, Aconoidasida, Piroplasmida, Theileriidae. The transcript is spliced from 5 exons. Gene Ontology annotation, cellular component: nucleus; DSIF complex. Gene Ontology annotation, biological process: mRNA processing; chromatin organization; regulation of transcription elongation by RNA polymerase II. Gene Ontology annotation, molecular function: zinc ion binding; RNA polymerase II complex binding. The record is from RefSeq and is a predicted model, not a curated record.